Molecule: messenger RNA, 426 nt
Organism: Linum tenue
Lineage: Eukaryota; Viridiplantae; Streptophyta; Magnoliopsida; Malpighiales; Linaceae
Source: the annotation of a GenBank genome assembly
AUGGAUCAACAAGCCUCUGCAAUCCCACACGUACUCGUCUUCCCACUCCCAGUUCAGGGUCACAUCACCUCCAUGCUCAAACUCGCUGAGCUCCUCUGCCUCGCCGGCGGCGGCGGCAUCCGGGUCACCUUCCUCAACUCCGACUACAACCACAAGCGCCUCCUCCAGUCCUCCAACGCCGAAUCCCGGUCCCAAAACUACCCCGGGUUCCGGUUCGAAACCUUCGACGACGGUCUUCCCAUGGACCAGCUCACAAAGGGCGAGAAGAUCUCCGAAUUGCUCGGAGAAAUGGACUCAAAAACCCGGCCAGUUUUCAAAAAUUUACUGGUUCAGAUCCAACCACCGGUCACCUGCGUCAUCGGAGAUGGCUCUUUGGGGUUCAUCAGCGACGUUUCGUUGGAAGAGAGGAAGAUAUGGAGAGGCUGA